AUGGCUGCAGGUGAUCUUAACUUAUUAAAAUCAUGGAAUCCAAAAUUAAUGAAAAAUAGGAAAAAAGUUUGGCAAACUGAGCAAGAUUUAUUAACUGAAGAACAAAAAUUUAAAGAAAGACAAAAAGAAUUAGAUAAAGAACAUGAUUUACAAAAUUUAUUAUCAUCAUCAAAAGAUAAUCAACUAAAACAAAAAAAAUUAAGUGGUUUAGAAUGGAUGUAUGAUGAAAGAAUGAAUAAAGAUGAAAAUGAAGAAUAUUUAUUAGGUCAAAAAAAAUUAGAUAUUAAAGUAAUAAAUAAAGAUAACAAAGAAAUUGAAUCAACAAUUAUUGAAGAACAAAAGAUUAAAAAAUUAAAAUUUGAUUAUUCUAAUGAUGAUCCAAUGUCUAAAUUUAAUAAAGUAUCAAAAAUUCAUAAGAAAAAAAAUAAAAUAUCAAAGAAACCUUCAUCAACUAAUAAACAAAAACAAAAAUUUUCUAAAAAUUCAUUUGAUUAUUAA
Maudiozyma saulgeensis is the source of this 498-nucleotide messenger RNA. NCBI's taxonomy places the organism in Eukaryota, Fungi, Ascomycota, Saccharomycetes, Saccharomycetales, Saccharomycetaceae. The record is from the annotation of a GenBank genome assembly.